This is a messenger RNA of Scheffersomyces stipitis CBS 6054, 3066 nucleotides long. RefSeq names its product Beta-galactosidase (Lactase) (gene LAC4). The transcript has 2 exons. Gene Ontology annotation, biological process: lactose catabolic process. Gene Ontology annotation, cellular component: beta-galactosidase complex. The record is from RefSeq and is a predicted model, not a curated record. Bases 1 to 3066 code for a protein of 1021 amino acids. Gene Ontology annotation, molecular function: carbohydrate binding; beta-galactosidase activity. Lineage: Eukaryota; Fungi; Ascomycota; Pichiomycetes; Serinales; Debaryomycetaceae.
AUGAUUGACUAUACAAAGAAUUCGCUAGUAAAAGUACUUUCAGAUCCACAGACUGUUCAUACCAACAGAUUACCAACAAGGGCAUACUACCUCCCGUCUGAAUCGACUUUGUCUUUGAAUGGAGACUGGGAUUUUAGUUAUUUCGAAACUCCUCAGGAAGCCCCAAUACCAGGAGACAAUUUCGAAGACUUUAAAAAGAUUCGAGUUCCUGGCCAUUGGCAAUUACAAGGAUACGGAAGACCUCAUUACACCAACGUCGUCUAUCCAUUCCCUGUAACACCCCCAAAUCCACCUUCGAAAAAUCCAACUGGGGUUUAUCGCCAUUCAUUUGAAGUUCCAGAAGAUUGGUCAAAAAAAGAUUAUGAAUACAGACUCCGGUUCGAAGGAGUCGACAACUCAUAUCACUUAUUUCUCAAUGGUAAACUCAUUGGAUACAACGAAGGAAGUAGAAAUGCUGCUGAAUUCGAUGUAUCCGACUGCAUCCACAAAACAGGCAAGAAUGACUUGGUCAUUAGAGUUUAUCAAUGGUCUAGCUCAUCUUACAUUGAAGAUCAGGACCAAUGGUGGUUAAGUGGAAUAUUUAGAGAUGUCUACUUACUAGGAUUCAAUAAGAAGGGCUAUAUCAAGAACUUUCAAGUUGCUACUGAUUUGGACAAAGAGUACAAGAAUGCCGAAUUGAGAAUUAACUUGCAAUUGAACACUACUUCAGAUGUAAAGAUAUCUUUGCAUGACCCCACAAAGAAUUUGAUAUUUGAACAGAAGUUUGACAAAUUGGUUCCAUCUUCUGAACUCAAAUUUCCAGUUUCAGAGCCUUUGAAAUGGACAGCGGAGUCGCCUUACUUGUACCUUCUUCGAAUUGAGAUUGUCGACGAAUUAGAGGCAAAGAUUUCUUGUGUUGAACAACAGAUCGGGUUCAGAACAGUAGAAAUGAAGAAAGGCUUGAUCUGCGUCAAUGGAGUUCCAAUUUUGAUAAGAGGAGUUAAUAGACAUGAACACCAUCCAAAGUUUGGCAGAUCAGUUCCUUUUGACUUUGUAGAAAGAGACUUAAAACUUAUGAAAGCUCACAAUAUCAACGCCAUUAGAACUGCUCAUUACCCAAAUCAUCCCAAGUUUUAUGAAUUGGCAAAUCAGCUAGGAUUUUGGGUUUUAGACGAAGCCGACUUAGAAUGUCAUGGAUUCGUCGAAGCUGUACGUAUUCCACAGAAUAAGGAGACACAAAUUCUGUACGACGAAACCACUCGUCAACUAUUCAAAGAAGCAGCGGAAUUCACAUCAAAUAACCCGUUAUGGGAGAAUGCUUAUAUAGACCGUGCAAAUCAAUUGGUGCAUAGAGAUUGUAAUCAACCCUGCAUCAUCAUAUGGUCUCUAGGAAAUGAAGCAUUUUUCGGACGGAAUCAUGCUAAAAUGGCGAAAGAAAUCAGGAGAAAUGAUAUUCAGAACAGACCAAUUCAUUACGAAGGAGAUUUGAACGCUGAAGUUGCCGACAUGUUUAGUAGAAUGUACAUCACUCCUGAUGAAGUUCUUGAGUAUACUAAGCAGAAAGCAAAACCCUUGAUUCUAUGUGAAUAUGCUCAUGCAAUGGGAAAUGGACCCGGACUUUUAAGACAAUACCAGGACUUAUUCUAUGAGCAUGAAAUUCUUCAAGGAGGAUUUGUCUGGGAAUGGGCAAACCACGGAUUGGAAGAUGUUGAUUCCAAAGGAAAUGUAGUAUAUAAAUACGGCGGUGACUUCGGCGAGUCUCCUCACGACGGUGUUUUUAUUUUGGACGGACUUACGAAUUCUGUCCAUGACCCAACUCCUGGAUUGGUGGAAUAUAAGAAGGUGAUCGAGCCUGUAGUUAUUUUAAUUGGAGAAGAAGAAGUUUCCAUCAAGAAUACUUUUGAUUUCAUCGACUUGAAUGAGUACACGGCUGAAUACACAUUUCUCGAAAUCAUUGGAUUAGAUAGACAUGUUUUGCAAUCCGGAGAUUUAGACAUCUCUAAUUUGCAGCCCAAACAAACAAGAAAACUAGCACUCCCAACUUUGGAAUCCAAACCUGAGCCUGGGUCCACUGUUAUAUUUCAUAUCAUUAUCAAAACAAAGAAAGAAACUCGCGGUUUACGUCGAGACCAUAUUAUCUCUUGGGCACAGAGAAAGAUACAACAGGGAAGCUCCAAAAUUCUCAAGCAACCUGGUGCAACUUUAAAAUGCAAACAAGAAGGGAACAGUUUGCAGAUCGAUUCCGAAGGAUCCAAGUUGGUGUUUGAUUUGGUUAAAGGGAGAAUUAAUUAUUGGGGAUCAAGCAAAGAACUUUUCUUGAGCGAUGAAAUGGACCAAGGAAGUUUGACAUUCUGGAGACCAAGCAUCAAUAAUGAUGCUACCAAAGAUGCACCAUACUGGAAAUCAUUUGGCUUGGACAAGAUGCAAAACCAUGUUCGUGAUGUUAGAGUUCAAAAACAAAACCAAUUUCAAGUAACCAUCGAAGUAGAUUCCUUUGUGGCUCCUCCUAUAUUAGCCUGGGGAUUUGAAGUGAAACAGGUUUACGAAGUGCUUGACAAAAAGAUCAAAUUAACCACUUCUUUGAAGCCAAUUGGCCACAAGGAUGAGUUCAUUCCCAAGACAAUUCCUCGUCUAGGUUAUCAGUUCAUUAUUUCUGACAAACUAGGAUCUAACGUGAGAUGGUUUGGGCGAGGUCCUGGAGAAAGCUAUAGUGACAAAAAGGAAGGACAAUGGUUCGAUGUUCAUAGACUUCCGCUUGACAAAUUGGAUUACAGCUACGAUUACCCACAAGAAAACGGAAACCAUGAAGAUACCGAUUGGGUUCUUCUUGAAUCAAAAGAAGAAGUCAAAGGCACACAAGCAGAAAAUGGAGCUAAGACUUUCGGAUUCAAGGCGUCGGAUAGCUGGCGAGUAGACGAGGCACAGCAUCCAUCUGACAUAGUUCAUGAUAGACGGUUUAUUCGGUUAGACUACAAGCAACAUGGAGUUGGAACCGAGGCUUGUGGUCCUGGUCCAUUAGCCGAAUAUCAAUUUAGACUUAACGGUCCAAUAGAGUUCGAGUUCACACUAGACAUGAUAACGAACUAG